Messenger RNA from Anguilla rostrata (American eel), 5227 nucleotides. RefSeq names its product nuclear GTPase SLIP-GC-like. Gene Ontology annotation, molecular function: GTPase activity. The transcript is spliced from 21 exons. The coding region runs from base 52 to 3489 and encodes 1145 amino acids. The record is from RefSeq and is a predicted model, not a curated record. Lineage: Eukaryota; Metazoa; Chordata; Actinopteri; Anguilliformes; Anguillidae.
UGUAUUGGGAUAUAAGGAAAUCGUUCCAACCGGUUAUAUGUAUAACCUGGGAUGUGUAACCCACACUGGCUGUCUCCAAAACAGUGUUCAUACAAGAAACACAGGACAGCGGAGAUUGUUCCAGAGACUGCUCCCAUGGCUCAAGCAGGUCCUUCUUCCAGGACUGCAGGCACUCGUACGGGUGUUGACACGUGUAAUUCCCAGGGAUGCCGCUGCUGCAGGCAUAUAUGGAAGGGUGCUGUUAAAUUUCAGAGCACUGCCACACGAAAACAUUACAACAUCACACAAUAUCUGACAUGCAAGACACGAAGUGUCAUCUACAUCAUCCAGUGCAAAAAAUGCCCGGUGCAGUAUGUUGGGAAGACUUCGACCACACUGCAGAGAUCAGUCGAAGAACACAGAGCUUCCAUCACAAAUCAACAACGUCAGCCAGUCCCAGAUCAUUUCAACAACAAUGACCAUUGUCUUGAUCAUCUGAUUGUAUAUCCAAUUGAGCAGGUCAAUGGUUCUGAAGCACUAAAAGAAAGGGAACUCUACUGGAUCAGAGAGCUUGCAACAAUGGCCCAUGGACUAAAUUUGAUGCCAAAUAUAUGUGAGAAACACAGGACAGAGGAGACUGUUCCAGAGACUGCUCCCAUGGCUCAAGCAGGUCGUUAUUCUGGGACUGCAGGCACUCGUACGGGUGUUGACGCGUGUAAUUCCCAGGGAUGCCACUGCUGCAGGCAUAUAAGGAAGGGCACUGAUAAAUUUCAGAGCACAGCUACAGGAGAACAGUACAAAAUCCCAGAAUAUCUGACAUGCAAGACACGAAGUGUCAUCUACAUCAUCCAGUGCCAAAAAUGCCCGGCGCAGUAUGUUGGGAAGACUACAACCACACUCCAAAGAAGAUUCAAAGACCACAAGAGUGCCAUCACACAUGGCCAUCAUCGGCCAAUCUCUGAUCAUUUUAACAACAAUGGCCAUUCUCUUAAAGAUCUGAUUCUAUUUCCAAUUGAGCAGGUCACUGGUUUUAAAGCACUAAAAGAGAGGGAAUUCUACUGGAUCAGAGAGCUGGAAACAAUGGCCCAUGGACUAAAUCUGGUGCCAUGUAAAUAUGUAGGAGAGCAGCCACUGGAUGAUGGUUCGGCAAGAUCAGAGGGACCAGCUGAUAGACAAGGGGAAGAAUCCAUGGAGUCUCCUCAGAAAGGUAAACGAAAGCUUGGUGGGAAUGAUGAUCGGAAAUCAAAGAGGAGAAAGCUGAAAAAUAAAGGACAGUCUGUGUUUUCAUAUGAGAUGGAAGAAAUCAUCUCAACCUGCAAAGAUGCAUUAGAAGAUGGAAAACAAACCAUAUCUGAGGUUUAUGCCAAACUCAAAGAUGUUUCCUGCAGAGAGGAACAGAGCAUGCGAUUUCUGGAAGACCUAAAAAAGAAGAUCUCUUAUUUAAAAGAAAAUGUCCAAAAAGAGAAAAUUUACAUUGGACUGUUUGGGAAGACGGGAGCAGGGAAGAGCUCACUGAUCAACGCACUUGUCAAUGAAAACCAGCUUCUGCCUUCAGGAAGCAUGCAAGCCUGCACGUCAGUCUUUGUGCAUGUGCAAGCCAAUACAGAUUCCAGCAAAUACAAAGCUGAUAUUGAAUUCAUCAGCCCAGAGGAGUGGAAAUCAGAACUACAAUUCCUGGUGGAAUUACUCGAAAAAGAAAAUGACCAACAAAAGACUGCAGAAGAUGAUGAAAUGGUAGAAAUGGCAAGAGAAAAGAUCAAAGCCAUUUAUGGAGAAGAGGGACUGAAGAAAAGUUACAGUGAAUUGGUGGAAGCCAGAGAGUUCCCGAAGACCUCCCGCACAAGCACGAAGACUUCGGACACUGCCCAAGAACUGUCUCGAAGCAUUGGAUGCUACAUUCGGAGUGAUAAAAAAGCAGAGCAGCAGUUCUGGCCUCUUGUGAAGCGAGUCACCAUCUCCUUGCCACAGUCUCCAGCUCUACUGGAGGGGAUUGUGCUGGUGGACCUGCCUGGGGCCGGAGAUGUCAGUAAACACAGAAGUGAGAUGUGGAAAGAGUGUCUCAGCCAGUGCUCCUCUGUCUGGAUUGUGAAUGACAUGAACCGUGCCCUGUCUGAGAAAGUUGUUGACGAGAUCUUUGAUGAAUCACUGAGAAACGUUGCUGGAGGAGGAGAGUGUCACAACAUCACCUUCAUCUGCACCAAAACAGAUAUCAUCAACCCCGAGGAGAUCAAAGAGAACUAUCACAUCACAGAUGAGGAUCUUGAAAUAGAAGGUGAUACUCAGGAUCCUCAUUAUGAAAGAAGAGAAAAACAAGCAUGUAUACUGUUCCAUAAUGAGAGAUUUAAAGUGGAAAUCAGUGCACUCUCGAAAGAGAAAACCAAGAAAUUUCUGCUUGGCGAUGAAGGGGAUUCAGACGGCUUCUUUGAUGUGUUCACUGUGAGUUCAACAGAAUUCAGGAGAAUUGCACAAAAGAAGUCAGCUGUUCUGGAUCGCAAUGAAACAGAAUUGCCAUUGCUGAUGGAGCAUAUCAAGAAACUGUAUGUCUCCCAUUCCGUGAAGGAAGUGAAAGAUUAUGUAUCUGACCUUUCUGGAAUCAUUUCAUUUCUUCACUUUUCAAAGGAUGCCCUCAGUGCAAAGGCUCAGACUUCAAAUUCCCAGGAGUUCAGCCGACUUGAAAAGGAGCUGGAUAAGAAUUGCACUACACUGAAUUCAGUUCUGAGCAGAGUUCACUCAGACCUCCAGAAACGUCUGCUGAUGGGAGCAAAGGAAGCAGAGAAACACUGCCUGAGGAACGCCACAAAGAGAGUGCUGGAAGCAAAAUGUGAUAACAGAGGCUACCACAAGAUGCUCAAAGCCUUGUGUAAAAAUGAUGGCUAUUACCGAUCUGGCAACGGAGUGGUAGUUGAUCUGAACUACACUCUGUCAGAACCCAUGUACAAACAGAUGAAUGAUGUCUUUCUGAAAACGUUUGGGCCUGGAGGUACGAGAGCAUCAAUCAAUGGGCAAUUUGAAAGUUUUCAAGAGAACUUCAUCACAAAUGAUAAACUCCUGGAAUAUAAAAAAACAAAGAAUGAAGAGAAAUACCUGCGUCUGGUGUACAUUAGAACAGAGCAAAGAAAAUUGCACAAGAAUUUGGAAAAGGAAAUCCUAAGGAGAAAGAAGCUGAUCUACAAUUCCCUCAGUAAUUCAAUCCGUGACACCAUGACGCUAACAUAUCAAGAAUGCGCUCGCAUCCAUGGACAGUCUUCUUUCUGUAAGAUUCAAGAGAAUGUGAAAUAUGCAAUUGAGAAAUCCAAAAAUGGCAUGUUCCGUGAGGCCAUGAAAAAGAUGCUGGAGGAGUUCAGUAGUCUGCAGAAAUACCUUGUGACAGAAAUUAAGACACAGAUGGCAACCUCCUUGAGGCUGGCUCUAAACCAGAUCCCAGAUGACCUCACUGGCCUCCCAGAUGUUUCAGAAGAAAUGGAGACAAUGAAGCGAAGCUGUGACUCUUUAGGCCUCCAGGUUUUUUAACUAAACGUGGAUGACAGAUUCAGCUAGACCAGAAUUAUCAAACAAAAUGGAGAUCACCAUGGCAACCUGUCUCGUCCAUAUAAGGUUGCACAAUUUCAUGAAUAUUCAGGGUGGAAACUUUCUUUGGGAAUUAAUGGGAAUAUAUGGGAAUUAACAAAAAUGAAUGAACAAUAGUUUGCAACCCUAUACCCAAACAAUGAGGGUGCUGUGAAACAUGCAUUUUAACAGACACUGAUGACUAUUUUGCUUGUCAACAUGUGUGUACAGAUAUUCCCUGAAGAAUCAGCAUUAAUCCACCACACCACUGGGAUUGACUAAUUGUUCAUUCAGCUUUCAAAACUAAGCAAGAAUUUUAUAAAUCAACAGGGUUUUCUUUAAUAAAUUUUAAUGACAGUUCAAUACUGAAUACUGAAUUUUGACAUUUGGUCAGUUGAGAGAGAUUUGACAGUUUAACUGGCCCUCUUUAAAUAUUUUACUCCUAAGUCAAGUACAGUAUGUAUAGCUACAUAUAUAACCAUAGCUAUUCAUUUUAGUGCCAAGUGCUUAUCUUGCUAGCUAGUUACCUACGUUAUGUUACCUACUUGAUUCUGCUCGCAAUUCUAAAGACAAUAAAUGACAGGUGCACCAGGGGGAAAUGCAAGUGCUCUUUUAAUUCAUUCACUGCUUCGCUGUGCUACAAGGUCACAUAUUUCCAUCUCUCAGUUUGGGGGAAAAGUGGUCUGACAUGAACACACAGAACCAAUGCUGUUUGUGUGGAAUAACUACAGUCAAGUGAACUCAUCAGUUCAGUUCAGUAGAGUAAAGCAAAAAUGUUCCUUAAACUGUUUCAUAUUAAUUCAUAUACAUUUUUUCAUAAUUUUAAACAGAAAACUGAUUUUCUGCACUUCUUAUUUUCAGUGGCGGCUUAAUGAAAGUAGUUUAAAAAAUAACUAUUUGUUUUGUUUGGUGUAUGACAAUGUAGGCUAAUCAUAAUAUUUCAGUGUGUGAUGACUUCUUUGUGUGGGAUUUGUAGUGGGAAACUGGGGCUCUUCGGGGUAUAACCAUAUAACCGUGUGUUUACUUUUUCCAUUCAGUAAUUUUUUGCAUUAUGUAAUCAUAUCAAUAAUCAUCCAUAAAGUAGAAUGUACCCAGUAUAAGAAGGGAAUUAUUCUGUACUGUGUGUGAUUUGUUGUUUACUUUUUCCAUUCAGUAAUUUUUUGCAUUAUGUAAUCAUAUCAAUAAUCAUCCAUAAAGUAGAAUGUACCCAGUAUAAGAAGGGAAUUAUUCUGUACUGUGUGUGAUUUGUUGUUUUCCAGUUGAAUCACUUCAAUCUUUAAAAUAGCUAAAUUGUUACUUGAACUUCAGUCUGAUUCACUUCUCAUUUAGAGAAGCCAGGGCACACUGAGUGUACAAAGAAAGUUUGUUCUGGGACUGACAGUAGGUGGGGAGGGAGACGCCUGAUGUCACAAACAUAUCCAAUUCUCUCUGCAGCAUCCCAGACCCAGUUAGGUCAGGAGCCCAUGUUGCCUGGCCACAAGCUUGGGUUGCUUGGCAACAGGGAAACUUUCCCUCUUCCGACUACUCUAAUCAAUCCCUUGGGCAAAGUUGUGUAACUUAUCUAUCUCAUGCACUGGUGUAAAGACCUCAACCACAAUAAGAAGUCUUGAGAAUUUUCACUGAAUGUUUAUAGAACUGACGUUCCUUCUCCCAACACUGUUAUUUCUUUGUUUUCUUCGUUAAUAAAGUGUGCCUUUUCUCA